AUGACAAUGCUCACUAAACUUUUUCUAGGCCACAAUAAUUUAUCUGGAUGUGUUCCUUCAGAAAUAGGACAACUUAUAUCCCUUGUGGACUUGAGAUUACAUGAGAACAAAUUUCACGGCCCAUUGCCCUCAGAGAUGAACAAUCUCACCCAUUUGAAGUAUUUGUCAUUGGGUAUCAACGAAUUCACGGGUCAAUUGCCACUAGAUUUAUGCCAUGGAGGAGUAUUGGAAGACUUUACUGUUGACCACAACUAUUUCUCAGGUUCAAUCCCGAAAAGCUUGAAAAACUGCACUGGUUUAUACCGAGUAAGCUUUGAUUGGAAUCAAUUAACAGGAAAUAUUUCUGAGGUUUUUGGUGUCUAUCCACAUCUGGAUUAUAUUGAUUUGAGUUACAAUAAUUUUUAUGGUGAGCUUUCUUCAAAAUGGGGAGAUUGUCGUAACAUGACAAGCCUAAAAAUCUCAAACAAUAAUGUUUCUGGUGAGAUACCACCAGAGCUUGGGAAGGCUACUCAAUUGCACUUGAUAGAUCUGUCAUCAAAUCAGUUAAAAGGAGCCAUCCCAAAAGAUUUAGGGGGUUUGAAGUUGUUGUACAAGCUUAUUCUUAACAACAACCAUCUUUCAGGUGCCGUUCCCUUAGAUUUUAAGAUGCUUUCCAAUCUUCAAAUCCUUAAUUUAGCAUCUAAUAAUCUGAGUGGAUUGAUUCCAAAACAACUUGGGGAAUGCUUGAAUUUAUUGUUGCUGAACCUCAGCGGUAAUAAAUUUAGAGAAAGCAUUCCAGGUGAGAUAGGCUUUCUACUUUCUCUUGAAGAUCUUGAUCUUAGCUGCAAUUUCCUGACUCAAGAGAUACCGAGGCAACUGGGGCAACUGCAAAGGUUGGAAACUCUGAAUGUCUCUUACAACAUGCUUUCUGGACGGAUUCCGAGCACUUUCAAAGACAUGGUAAGCUUAACAACUGUGGAUAUAUCAUCCAAUAAGCUACAAGGCCCCAUUCCCAAUAUCAAAGCCUUCCACAACGCUUCAUUUGAGGCAUUAAGGGAUAAUAUGGGUAUAUGUGGCAACGCCAGCGGUCUAAAGCCGUGCAAUCUUCCAAAAAGCAGCAAAACUGUUAAGAGAAAGAGCAACAAGCUUGUGAUUUUGAUUGUACUCCCUCUUUUAGGAAGCUUGCUUUUGGUGUUUGGAGCUUUAUUCAUUCUCUGCAAAAGAGCUAGGAAGAGAAACGCUGAGCCAGAAAAUGAACAAGAUCGAAACAUAUUCACGAUAUUGGACCAUGAUGGGAAGAAGUUGUAUGAGAAUAUCGUUGAAGCUACAGAGGAAUUCAACUCCAACUACUGCAUUGGCGAAGGAGGAUAUGGAACUGUUUAUAAAGCAGUGAUGCCAACAGAACAGGUGGUUGCUGUGAAGAAACUUCACCAGUCACAAACAGAAAAGUUGUUCGAUUUUAAAGCUUUUGAAAAGGAAGUUUGUGUGUUGGCAAAUAUUCGACAUCGAAAUAUUGUGAAAAUGUAUGGAUUUUGCUCACAUGCAAAGCAUUCUUUUUUGGUUUAUGAGUUCAUUGAAAGAGGAAGCUUGAGAAAGAUUAUAACCAGUGAGGAACAAGCAAUUGAGUUCGAUUGGAGGAGAAGGCUAAACGUUGUGAAAGGGGUGGGUGGAGCUUUAUCCUAUCUACACCAUUCUUGCUCUCCUCCGAUCAUUCAUCGAGACAUUACCAGCAAUAAUAUCCUUCUGGAUUUGGAAUAUGAAGCACACGUCUCCGACUUUGGCACAGCUAGACUGUUGAUGCCUGACUCAUCCAAUUGGACCUCAUUUGCAGGUACUUUUGGAUAUACUGCUCCAGAGCUAGCUUACACAAUGAAGGUGACUGAAAAAUGCGAUGUCUAUAGCUUCGGAGUGGUAACAAUGGAGGUGAUGACAGGAAGGCACCCAGGCGAUCUCAUUUCAGCACUCUUAUCACCAGGAUCUUCGUCAUCAUCGUCGUUGCCACCGAUUGCUCAACAUGCACUAUUGAAGGAUGUGUUAGACCACCGCAUCUCGCUUCCUAAAAAAGGAGCAGCAGAGGGCGUUGUCCACAUGAUGAAAAUUGCACUUGCAUGCUUGCAUUCCAAUCCUCAAUCUCGGCCUACAAUGGAAAAAAUUUCUUUCGAGCUUACAACUAAGUGGCCUCCACUGCCUAAGGCAUUUUGCACAAUAAGUUUGGGAGAUCUCUUCUCAUAGUGUAUAGCUAGCUAUUUCUAUUCGAUUAUCAAUUGGAACAAUAGUUAUUUGUAAUAUGAAUUUUAUCAUCGAACUUUUUUUCUUUCAAA
Molecule: messenger RNA, 2300 nt
Organism: Populus nigra (black poplar)
Lineage: Eukaryota; Viridiplantae; Streptophyta; Magnoliopsida; Malpighiales; Salicaceae
Product: MDIS1-interacting receptor like kinase 2-like
Exons: 2
Coding region: 1-2211 (736 amino acids)
Biological process (GO): protein phosphorylation
Molecular function (GO): ATP binding; protein kinase activity; protein binding
Source: RefSeq, a predicted model, not a curated record